UCUCUUCUCUCUGUCAACGAAUCAAAAACAAACAUAUAUUUCCACAUUUUCUCUCUCAAUACCAACAAUAUUAUGGCAGGAACUCAAUCAUCGAACAGAGCCACCACCACAAAGAUCAGAAGGUUCAUAGGGGUGAGGCAAAGGCCUUCAGGAAGGUGGGUGGCUGAGAUCAAAGACUCAUCUCAACACGUGAGGCUAUGGCUUGGAACCUACGACACGCCAGAGGAAGCGGCUCGGGCUUAUGACGAGGCGGCUCGAACCCUACGCGGCGAAAACGCCCGAACCAACUUCGCGUCGCUGCCGAUGAGCCACUCAGCCACAGGCGAUGAGUCUGGGUCCGAACCCAAGCAUGGGCUAAGUUUUGCUUCGUUGAAAGCUAAGCUGAUGAGCAAGAAUCUUCAGAGUAUAAUGAACAGAUCAGGAAGUGAUCAAACGACGUCGUCCAAGAGUAGGGUGAGUGACCAUAUGACCUUCGCUAGCCUAUUUUAUCCCAGGAGGAGUUUCCUACCGUACCAGAUCUCUUCAUCACCUGAUGCAAUGAAGAACAUGGAGAUUAUGGUGCAGCCUAGUAUUAUAGUGCCUCCUGCUGAAACUGAUAAUUAUAACAAUCAAGAGCCGUGUGGUUCUUGGGAAAAUUCCUGUGUUUCUGAUCAUUGUAGCUCUGAUCACCGGUGGGUAGGGUUGCAGAAACCUAUGACGGAAUCCGCCAUGUCCGACGGGUCGGCUGCUGGGGAGGAGGCUAUAAUGGAGCAAGUGGUGAUCGGGUGGAUCAAUAAUAGCAGCCCGGAGGAGGAAUCAAGGAGUAAGAGGCUUAAGGUGUCUUCCUCAGUAUUUGUGCCUCCAACUUUUAGUGGAUCUCCAUGUAGUAGUAGUUGUGGCUCUCCCUAUUAUGGUUAUGCUUCUCCAUACAUAUGAAAGAAUUUAGGUCGAUUCUUAAUCCAUAUAUCCAUCUAUAAUAAAAUAUAUAGAAAGUUUUCUGCCAAUAAA
This is a messenger RNA of Prosopis cineraria, 987 nucleotides long. RefSeq names its product ethylene-responsive transcription factor ERN1-like. Gene Ontology annotation, biological process: regulation of DNA-templated transcription. Gene Ontology annotation, molecular function: DNA binding; DNA-binding transcription factor activity. Bases 73 to 915 code for a protein of 280 amino acids. Lineage: Eukaryota; Viridiplantae; Streptophyta; Magnoliopsida; Fabales; Fabaceae. The record is from RefSeq and is a predicted model, not a curated record. The transcript has a single exon.